Molecule: messenger RNA, 2886 nt
Organism: Ascochyta rabiei
Lineage: Eukaryota; Fungi; Ascomycota; Dothideomycetes; Pleosporales; Didymellaceae
Exons: 3
Coding region: 1-2886 (961 amino acids)
Biological process (GO): intracellular protein transport; clathrin-dependent endocytosis
Cellular component (GO): membrane coat; AP-2 adaptor complex
Molecular function (GO): clathrin-cargo adaptor activity
Source: RefSeq, a predicted model, not a curated record
AUGGCGGCAGCCUCAGGCAAAGGAGGACUGUUCAGUCGGAGCAGCAACUCGGGCGAUGUACCGACAAUGCGUGGAUUGGUAUCUUUCAUUGCAGACCUGCGCAACGCCCGAGCCAGAGAGUUGGAGGAGAAGCGGAUCAACAAGGAGCUGGCGAAUAUACGACAAAAGUUCAGGGACGGCGGCCUGAACGGCUACCAGAAGAAGAAAUAUGUUUGCAAACUCCUGUACAUCUACAUAUUGGGCUGGAACGUCGACUUUGGACAUCUCGAAGCAGUGAACCUCAUCUCGGCCACAAAGUACUCGGAGAAGCAGAUUGGAUACCUCGCAGUCACACUAUUCCUCCACGAGCAGCACGAGCUGAUACACCUGGUUGUCAACAGUAUCAGGAAGGACCUUAUGGACCACAACGAACUUAACAACUGCUUGGCCCUACACGCUAUCGCAAACGUGGGAGGCAAGGAGCUGGGUGAAGCGCUGAGCUCCGAAGUCCACCGACUUCUGAUAUCCCCAGCAUCGAAGGCUUUUGUCAAGAAGAAGGCUGCUCUGACCCUUCUCCGCCUAUACCGCAAGUACCCAGGCAUUGUGCAAUACGAAUGGGCAGAGCGCAUGAUCUCCCUCAUGGACGAUCCCGACAUGGGCGUGGCGCUCUCUGUUACCUCCUUGAUUACCGCCUUGGUGCAGGAUAACGCCGAACAAUACAAGGGAAGCUACGUGAAAGCUGCGAACAGGCUCAAGCGGAUAGUUGUGGACAAUGAAUGCGCGGAAGGAUACUACUACUACAAGGUUCCGUGCCCAUGGAUUUUGGUCAAACUGCUCAAACUGCUUCAGUACUACCCGCCUCCCGAGGAUUCGCACAUCCGGAAACUUGUCCGGGAAGCAUUGCAAAAGAUCAUGGACUCUGCGCUCGAGAUGCCUAAGAACGUUCAGCAGAACAACGCCCAAAACGCCGUUUUGUUUGAAGCAAUCAACCUGGUCAUCCACUUGGACACUGAGCAGGACCUGAUGGUUCAGAUAUCUCAGCGCUUGGGCAAAUUCAUCGCGUCUCGCGAAACCAACGUACGUUACUUAGGCUUAGAAGCCAUGACGCAUCUGGCGGCCCGUGGAGAAACGCUCGACCCUAUCAAGAAACACCAGGCUAUCAUCAUUGGUUCACUGAGAGACAGGGACAUCAGUGUUCGGAGACAAGGCUUGGACCUGCUUUACAGCAUGUGUGACCAGACAAACGCCCAAGCUAUCGUCGGCGAGCUUCUGCGCUACCUUCAGUCUGCCGACUAUGCGAUAAGAGAAGAGAUGGUUCUCAAGAUUGCCAUUCUGACAGAAAAAUACGCAACAGACGUCCAGUGGUACGUCGACAUCACAUUGCGCUUGAUUGCAAUGGCCGGCGAUCACGUUAGCGACGAGGUAUGGCAGCGAGUCAUUCAGAUCGUGACCAACAACGAGGAGCUUCAGGUGUAUGCAGCCCAAACCAUCCUAGCAUAUGUCAAGGCAGACUGCCACGAAACAUUAGUAAAGAUUGGAGGUUAUCUGCUUGGCGAGUUUGGUCACUUGAUUGCCGACAGUAAGGGGUGCAGUCCGAUUGAGCAAUUCAUGGCCAUGAGCGCAAAGAUGCGUGGUUGCUCAUCCAGCACACGGGCGAUUCUGUUGUCAUGCUACGUCAAAUUCGUGAACCUGUUCCCUGAGAUUAAGCCUCAGCUCCUACAGGCUUUCCGUGCCUACACACACUCGCUCGACUCGGAGCUCCAACAAAGAGCAUGCGAGUAUCUUACACUUGCCACAAUGCCUACGGACGAUCUAUUACGGACUGUAUGCGACGAAAUGCCGCCAUACCCAGAAAGAACAUCUGCGCUGCUUUCAAGAUUACAUCAAAAGCACUCGACAACCAGCGAUAAGCGGACCUGGGUGGUUGGCGGCAAAGAUGCCAACCAAGGAGAAAUUGGGCUUGCGCGGCAGAACUCAACAGCUGGCUUCAAGCGAAGCCAAACAAUGCCAGUACAAGGAGAGCACAAAGCACCUACAGCCAACGGUGCAAAUGGCGGUGCCUCCCUGUCGAGUGAUCUUGCUGGUCUGGAUCUGAACGCGGACACAAAUAAGGUGCUGAGUACACCAAAUUUUGCCAGCGCUGCUCACUUGAGUCCAGAUUGGGAUAUUGGUUACAACCGUCUGCUGUUGCGUCCCGAAGGCGUACUCUACGAGGACCAGCAGAUACAAAUCGGACUACGGACAGAAUACCGUGGCCAGUUGGGCUGCUUGAUCUUCUACUUCACGAACAGGUCAUCCUUCCCUAUGAACUCCUUUACUACAACACUCGACAACAGAUCGUCGGAAAAUCUGAAGACAGAUGUCAAGGGCCUGCCGGAUACGGUGAUACCGCCUGGAGGCCAGUCACAGCAGACCAUCAUGUUUGAUUGCAAGAAUGUCUUUACGGAUCCCCCCACCAUUCGGAUUUCUUACCUUGCGGGUGCUAUGCAAGGUGUCACGCUGCAGCUACCAGUCUUGCUGCACAAGUACAUGGAGGGUGCAGAACUCGGCUCGGAAGCCUUCUUCAAGCGAUGGAAGCAGAUUGGCGGUGCCCCGCGUGAAGCGCAGAGCAUCUUUGGCUUGGUCAACAAGAGUAGAACCAUGGAUCUCGCAUUUGUCAAGAAGGUGGUUGCGGGAUUCAAGUGGGGUGUUGUUGAGGGUGUUGAUCCGAAUGGGAAGAACAUCGUGGGUGCGACAGUGCUGCAUACGAGCGAGGGUGGCAAGUUUGGGUGUUUGCUGAGGCUGGAACCCAACUUCGAUACUCAGAUGUUCCGCAUUACCAUUCGUGCAACAGAUGAAGCUGUCCCACCUGUUUUAAUCAAGGCCAUGGAAGAGCGACUCUCGCAAGGUAUUGAAGGCAUGAUCUAG